This is a messenger RNA of Diaporthe batatas, 1941 nucleotides long. RefSeq lists its product as uncharacterized. The record is from RefSeq and is a predicted model, not a curated record. The coding region runs from base 244 to 1704 and encodes 486 amino acids. The transcript has a single exon. Lineage: Eukaryota; Fungi; Ascomycota; Sordariomycetes; Diaporthales; Diaporthaceae.
UCACACUGCCACAGCGAGGCUGCGAACUUGAGUGCCAACGACUCCCUUCUUUCAUCCUACUAACACGGUCCGACUCGGCUUGUUGCCGUGCGUCGCUGCAUACCGUCAAAUACGCGGCACGUCCAAAGCGUCCAGCGUGCGCAUCCCCCACGCGGUUUCGGACGCUGACAGCACCUGAGGUGAAGCCAUUCACGACGCCCUUAUUUUGUCUACCACGCCGACCCUGAUUUGGAGGAGCAAACCAUGGCAGAGUCGGACCUCCCGCUUGAUAUCUUCAACAGCCGCUACCUCAGCCGGCAGUCCCAGUCUGCUCCGAGUCCUGGCGCGGAUCUGGAAUUCCCCCUAUUCACACAGCUGCCUCGUGAGCUUCGGCUUCAGAUCUGGACGUGGCACCUUGUCCCCCGCCGCCGCUUCCUCCGCGUGCUCCUGGAGGAGGGUGAAGGAGCUCAACACAGCCUGAGUGGGUCCGGGUCAGAGCCAGGGGUUGUGCACCGGGAAUCAGAGUUCGGCGACGAUGAUGAAUGGACCUCUUCUAUGUUCGCCGGCGGACCGUCUGAGGCUGAGACAUGGCCGUCUGCGGGCCCCAUGGCGCCGCUGGUCCGCGUGACGUUCCUCAGCGCCCCGCCGCCGGAGAUGCCGGCCCUACGGCUGGUAUGUCGAGAAGCUCGCGAUGCCCACAGCUCGGCAUAUCGCAUCCGGCUACCAGCACUUGCGCGAAUACCGAGGGGGAACGGCACGCGCGACUACACAACCACCCCGAUCGUGGCCCUCCUGAACCCCGAGCUCGACAUCCUCUCCCUCCACACGCCGAACCCGCGGGAUAUCGCCACCCUCAACCUCCUCCCCUUCUUCCUGCACCACCUGCUCCAGCACGACUCCUCCCCCGAGCAGCUGCGCUUCGGCGCCCGCCACAUCUGCGUGGACCUCAAGCACCUCGGCAGCGACCACCUCGACGGCCGGCGCGAAGACUCGCCCGCCCCGCUGCCACCCUCCAUCCUCGCCUCCGCCCGCCUGGCCGUCUCCCACCUGCGCGGCCUCUACCUGCGCCUCACCACCGCCAGCCACCUAGAGCCGCGCGUCACGAGCGGGCCCUUCAACAACACGAGGGCGCUGACCUGGUACAACGCCAGCGUCCCCGUCCUCCCCGCCGCCUCGUGGGGGUUCCCUGGCCCCGUGGAGCCCGUCCCGGGCGGCGACCCGCGCCUCGCCUGCCCCGAGGGCGCCGCGGACCUGCGCCAGGUCUGGGUCGGCGAGCAGCUCCGCCCCUCGCUCGACGUCUGGGCCGGCCUCCAGCGCGCGUGGGGCGUGCCAGCCGCCGCCGCGACCCGAGUGCGCGCCCUGGUUGGGCUGGACGCCGAGGGCUGGGCGGGCCGGACUUUGGGUGGCAGCAGCAGCCUCCGUGCGUACUUGCGCGACGAGCGUGCCACAUGGCAGACCCUGAUGGACCCGGCGCUGGACAUGGGCGAGCUCUCGCACGGGUUCUUCAGGACCGCCCUGCAGAGAUUCCUCCCCGGCCCGCCGGCGGUGACCCCGGAGGAGUGGAUCUCUCGGCGGGAGCCGCAUACGGCCGUGGGAUUCUGGCUGGUCGACCCGGGGGUGCUGGAGGCUGCCGAGACCACCGGCAACGAAGGGAAGCGCAUGGUUAAUCUUUCUGGGAGCGGGGCGGAGGAUAUCGAGCUGUGGGUGUUCGAAGGGCACUCCUAACGUCUACUUUGAUCCCUGCGUGCUCGAAGCCUCCAAGAGUCGUGUCCCAGUUAUAUCUAGUGCUCCAAGGUUCUCUGAUUUUCGUUGCCAUUGUGCCUACGUGGGUAUUGAGCAAUAUCAGGUUGAAUAUUUCUAUUUAAUCAUGAAGCACAGAGAUACCUCAGAAAGAACAUAACCGUCACUCGCUUGCGUGAGAAGGUGAAAUGAUUAAAAGAGACCAUAAGAACAGGAAACUCC